AUGAAUAUAGCCAGAGGAAUGGCACCGUUGUCGCCAGUAAUGUCCCCUUCGAUGCAAAGGCCAUCCAGCCCGGGGAAAAGGCCGCCGUCACCUUUUAAGUCACCGAACCCAUCCUUCAUGGCAUCGCCAAAAUUACGCCAGAAAGCUGCAAUAUCUCGCCUUGCAGAGGAAUUCUUCUGGAUUGGAGGAAGCAUUGUCGCGACACCCAAAUGGAGACUUGGUCAAAUAGUGGAGAGAUGCAUAUGUGCAAUGCAGGCUGGCACUCAGAUGAUCAAACUGAGGGGUAAAUCCAAAGCACUUGUGAGGUUCUUCUACUUAGAUGAGCACAAGUCAUGUAUUCGCUGGAGGCCAUCAAGAAAGCAUGAGAGAGCUAAGAUCACUCUAGACUCCAUCCAUGAGGUUUGUGAAGGGAAGAAGACAGAAGUUUUUAGACGCUUUGCAAAUAGUAAUUUUGAUCCCAACUGCUGCUUCAGUAUUUAUCAUGGGGACCACGUGGAAUCUCUUGACCUUGUGUCCACCAACGGAGAGGAGGCUCGGACAUGGAUCACUGGCCUUAAGUACCUCCUGGCAGGCAUCAGUGAUGAGGACAGUUUGGCAAAACGGCAGCGUACCAGAGAUCAAUGGUUGAGGCAAACCUUUUCUGAAGCAGAUAAAAAUGGUGAUGGCAAUCUGAGCAUUGGAGAGGUUCUACAGUUGCUUCACAAACUCAAUGUCAACCUUCCUAGACAGAAAGUCAGAGAAAUGUUCAAGGAGGCUGAUACAGAUGAUAACCAGGGCUCAUUGGCAUUUGAUGAAUUUUGUACUUUCUAUAAGAUGAUUUCAACCCGACGAGACCUUUACUUGCUUAUGAUCACCUAUAGUAACCACAAAGACCACAUGGAUACAAAUGACCUUACUCGAUUCCUUGAAAAUGAACAGAAGAUGGUAAAUGUAACAAAAGACUAUAUCCAGAUGAUUAUAAACCAGUUUGAACCAUGUCCUGAAAACCAGGCACAGAUGGUACUAGGUAUUGAUGGCUUCACCAACUACAUGCGCAGUCCUGCAGGUGACAUCUUUAACCCAGAGCACUACCAGGUCAACCAGGACAUGACACAGCCCCUCUGUAACUACUUCAUUGCCUCCUCACAUAACACCUAUCUGACAGGAGACCAGCUGUUGUCCCAGUCCAGGGUGGACAUGUAUGCCUAUGUACUUCAGGCUGGCUGUCGGUGCGUAGAAGUUGACUGCUGGGAUGGCCCAGAUGGAGAGCCCAUUGUGCACCAUGGCUACACUCUUACAUCAAAAAUCCUCUUCAAAGAUGUUGUUGAGACAAUUAACAAAUAUGCCUUUGCCAGAAAUCAAUACCCAGUGAUCCUAUCCAUUGAGAACCACUGCAGUGUGCCCCAGCAGAAGAAAAUGGCUCAGUAUCUCAUAGAGGUGCUACAGGACAAAGUGGACUUGUCUUCCAUCAAUAUGAAUGAGUCAAAACGAUUGCCCUCUCCAGAGAUACUGAGAGGAAAGGUUCUGGUAAAGGGCAAAAAACUGCCUGCCAAUAUCGAUGCAGAUGCUGAAGAAGGUGAUGUUUCUGAUGAGGACAGUGGUGAUGAGGAAGAGGAAGAUGAGGAACAGAUGAAUGGAGAGGUGAGAUCAAGCAAACGUGAAGACAGCACAGAGACAAGAGAUGAAUCAAAGAAGCACUCAAGGAGGUCUUUCAUAAGCAGCUUCAAACGCAAGAAGAAAAAGCGUGCAAGACUUAAAAAGAGGCCCAUACUGGAGGACUCUGACACGGAUCAGGAAGUUCCUACUGGUUCCCAGAAAGCACAAGCAAUAAACUACGGCAGGAGGCGGAAAACAAUGAGGCUUUCACGUGCCCUCUCUGAUCUGGUCAAGUACACCAAAUCUGUGCGUGUCCACGACAUUGAAACCCAAGCAUACAUGAGUAGCUGGCAGGUGUCAUCCCUCAAUGAGACCAUAACAAACCAGAUCCUACAGCUGAAACCAGUCGCAUUAGUUCGCUUCAACCAACGCCAACUUUUACGCGUCUACCCUUCCAACUACCGCGUUGAUUCAAGCAACUUCAAUCCUCAGCCGUUUUGGAAUGCAGGAUGCCACAUGGUUGCUUUAAAUUACCAAACGGAGGGACGAAUGCUACAGCUCAACAGAGCAAAAUUCUCCAGUAAUGGAAACUGUGGAUAUGUUUUGAAGCCUCGAUGCAUGUGUAAAGGUGCCUUCAACCCCAUGCUGGAUGACCCAUUGCCAGGCCAAAGGAAAACACAACUAGUCCUUAAAAUAAUUAGUGGCCAGCAGCUACCAAAGCCAAAGGACUCCAUGUUAGGCGACAGAGGAGAGAUCAUAGACCCGUUUGUGGAGGUAGAGAUUAUUGGUUUGCCUGUGGAUUGCAAUAAGGAGCAAACACGAGUGGUGGAUGACAAUGGCUUCAAUCCCAUGUGGGAGGAGACAUUGGUAUUCACCCUUCACAUGCCUCAGAUAGCACUGGUCCGCUUCAUGGUUUGGGAUCAUGACCCAAUUGGACGUGAUUUCAUUGGACAGAGGACUAUAGCCUUUACCAGUAUGUUACCAGGGUAUCGACACGUUUACCUGGAAGGAAUGGAGGAAGCCUCUAUUUUUAUUCAUGUUGCUGUGAAUGAUAUUACGGGAAAGGUUAAAUCAAGCAAGGCGGUAAAGGAACUCAUUCAGAGAAAUUUGAUGCAGACAUCAGAGGAUGGCACAAAAGCUUCUUUUAGUGCCAACUUCUUACGAAAAAGCGGUGGUGCUUCAAAGGCUCAAUCGAAAGCAAAACAGCGCUCACCAGAGGCCUCUUUGAACACCAGAGAGGACUUUUUACAACGGCGCUACAGUGAUGACCAGGGCUCGCAGAACAGCAGGACCCCAUCCUUGCUCAGAGGUGCACAGAGUGAGCCUCUAAAGAGAGCUCAGAGAGUCUGCUUUCAGGAUGAUGCACAGGAGAAUCACAGAGCUAUACUUUUCCACAUGCCCUCAGCUACCAUCUCUCAAGGAGCAGAAGCAGCCACAAGCUCAAAGGAGAGCUUAGACACAGAGGUACAGUCUCAUUUGCUUCAACCGCAAGGGAACCGCCCAGAGGACGUGGUUCCCAAACCCAACAGGUCUGAGGCCAAUGGCUCUCAAACUCCAGAAUGGCCCCCAAUACACAGAAACGAGGAUUCUGCUUCUGAAACUGUUUCUGAGGAUUCUGCACAAAAAUCCAACUUUAAACCAGUUUCUGAUGAAGAAUUAAAGCCCCAUAGGGAAUGUGGGACCCAAACAGAUCUAGGGUUCUUCAGCGGGUUUCCACUCCAGAAUCCAUCAGCAUAUCAGAUAAAACCUCUAAACCGGCCUCCACCAAUCCCAGCCACACCUGCUGUGACCAGACGCACUCUGGAUGAUACUGGCACCAAACAAUCCACUGAUUUAUCAUGUAAGGGGCGUCGUUCACGGAGUGUUCCAAGGCGACGAGCUCCUUCCCCCACUAGCCCUAUUCCAUACCGUAGAACUAAUGUGUAUUGGCAAUGUUCUCACCUCCAAAACCAUGGCAGCUGCAAUACUCAAGGGACUGCGCAGAAUAAAAACAACCUCUCUGAGAGUGAGUCCAGCAGCCAGGGCAGUCUGGACAGCCUUGACCUGAGCACACUGCCAUCUCGUUUCCCAGUGAACCAGCAACAGACCAUGGGCACUCUCCAACGUGAGAUGAAUGCCCUUUUUGAUGAGAAAAUGCGAGAGAUCCACUGUAAAUCUCCAUUGUUUUUCAAUGAUCGCUCCACACUGUAG
Chanos chanos (milkfish) is the source of this 3765-nucleotide messenger RNA. RefSeq names its product phospholipase C, eta 2b (gene plch2b). Lineage: Eukaryota; Metazoa; Chordata; Actinopteri; Gonorynchiformes; Chanidae. Gene Ontology annotation, biological process: release of sequestered calcium ion into cytosol; phosphatidylinositol metabolic process; phosphatidylinositol-mediated signaling. The transcript has 21 exons. The coding region runs from base 1 to 3765 and encodes 1254 amino acids. The record is from RefSeq and is a predicted model, not a curated record. Gene Ontology annotation, molecular function: calcium ion binding; phosphatidylinositol-4,5-bisphosphate phospholipase C activity.